GGGUCAAUAGGUUCGAAUCAUAGAUGGAUCAAAGGUUCAAACCAUAGAGGAAGGCCAGAGAAAAUCAUUCGUUGACCUCCCUUGUUGCGCGGUGGAUCGACAUAGCAGGCACAGAGCUGGCCACCGUUGAUUUCGUCGAUCGUACGGUAUAGCCUCUCUCACCAACGACUCGCAGUCCCAAGGUCUUCCCACUUAACUGGAUUGUAGGUUUUUGUGAGGAGUUUUCAAGAUGUAUCGUCUUACAAUCGGAGAUCUCCUGGACCGUUUCAAGAAAGGUACCCUGACGUGUGAAGGGUAUACUAAGCGGAUGAUCCAGCGGGCUGAGGACCUGAAGAUUUUCAACUACUUCGUCUCCAUGGAUACAGAGCGGAUGUUGCAGAAAGCCAAGGAGGCAGAUGCCAGGUAUCAGAGCAAGUCCAAUCGACCUCUUGAAGGUAUCCUAAUCGCCAUAAAGGAUAACAUCGACGUAGAAGGAGAGGCGACUGGAGCUUGUACUCCGGGUCUAGCUGGUCUCAAACCCAAGCACACAGCUGAAGUUGCUAAGAGGCUUUUUGAUGCAGGAGCAAUCCACGCUGGUAGGACCAACAUGCAUGAGCUAGCAUUUGGGGUGUCGACCAUCAAUACGUACACGGGAGAUAGUCACAAUUUUCACAACUUUGACUACAUUUGCGGGGGAAGUAGCGGUGGAAGUGGAGGGGCAGUCGCCGCUGAUAUCGUCCCCGUUGCCCUCGGUACUGACACCGGCGGAUCAAUCCGAAUUCCCUCUUCCUUCAAUGGUGUCUUCGGUCUGCGCACUACUAGCGGCCGUUGGCCGGCUGACUACGGUGUCAAGAUGUCGCAUGUGCGUGACUCAGUUGGACCCCUCACAAGGAGCGCCGAUGACAUCGCGAUCCUAGAUCACGUGAUGGCAGGGGAGGAACCUCUAGAUGACAUCACACCAGCAGAGAUUAGAAUUGGAGUAGCGAGACCGCACUUCUGGGAAGGUUUAGACCCUGCGGUCCAGGAAUAUGCGGAGAAAUUCUUGGCAGAACUUAAAGACAAAGGUUUUAUCAUCAUAGACGAAGGUGAAGUUCCAGGAGUUGCUGAGAUGGUUGAAAAAUACAUCAUGCCUACCAUCAACUAUGAGCUGCUUCCUCGACUGGAGGAGUAUAUGGAGCACCAUGGUCACAAGGUUACAGUCGAGGAUGUCUUCAACAAGAUAGCCUCACCAGAUGUCAAAGAGCUCUUCAAGGAUACAAUGAAGAACCCCGUCAGUCCUGAGCUUUACCAGGAAACGAUGGCAGCCAGAGACAAGCUUAGAGAGGACAUGAAGAAGUACUUCGAGGAUCACCAACUCGACUGUAUCCUCAUGCCUGCCAACAAGAUACCACCGCCGUUGAUCAGCGCAUUUGACACGGAUCCCACUCUGCUGAUGGCGGUCAUCCAAAACUUUGACUGCGGUAACAUUUGCAACAACCCAUCCCUUGUGAUUCCGGGUGGGCGUGUCAGAGGGAGUGGGGUGCCCUUUGGAAUGCAGAUUGAAGGCCUCACUGGGAAUGAUAGGCGUCUCAUCGCAGUUGCAAAGGCGAUCGAAAAAGCUCUUGAGCUGUAGAUUGUUUAACCUUAGAGAAAGGGCGCACGUCCCCCAUCACUUGCAGUGGCUGCGCCCAUCGCCUCGUUUUGGAUUAGCAUUGUGACGUAUCUCAUUAUACAUAAAUUAAGAAAGGCGUAUCAGCCACUCUACUCUCUGAUGUCGAUGUCUGACGGCGGAUGACGUAACAGACGCAUUGUAUACGUCACACCUUGGGACAACGCGCGUGUUAACCAGCGUAACAUUAGAAUCGUCGACCUGCACAAAAAUACAUCUUUACGCAUUUUAGAGAGAGUUGAAUCCACCACCAAAAUAUGUCUUUGUAGGACCCAAGCUGUCUCUCGACACAUCAUAAUUAUUAUUAGGCCUAGUCCAAACCCACCAAUAUACUUAUAAUGAAGAAGUUGGAACUGGCACAGCUGUGCAUAGCGUUCUUUGCUGUUGCAAUGGCCUUUCUGUUCACCAUUACUACGUAAGUUGCUCUUUUUUAAUCGUGCAAGACAUUGUUUCAUGCAUGCACACUAGACUAAAAAAUAGUCGCGAUAUGCUUUGUGCACCAAUUAUACUCUAGCAUUGUGACUUUUAUUGGCGCUCUAAGUUUGAAUAAUGUUGUUUAACUCUGCACGUGGUAGUUUUCUCUGUAUGAUCUGUGUGUUUCUCCCUAUUUACAAUCAUGCUAGACACUGGGAUUGAUUUCACGAAACACAUAUAAAGUAAUGUCUCUGCCGAAGCAAUUAUCUUUAAAGAGGGUUUGAUAUCUUUUGUAGAUCCUGUUUUUGGCCAUGACAAUGACAAGUAUUCACACUGUGAAUGAAGAGUAUGUAAUAAUUAUUUACUUGUAGAAAUUGUCAGCUUCAUUUUAGUCGUCAACGCUUUUGAGCAAAAGGGAAAUUUACAGAGCAACGUUUUCAGGCAUCUGAAAGCACACAAAGUGCGACAAGGGUGUUGUUUUAUGCAUGCAAAAUAUUGGAUAUCACCAAA
Messenger RNA from Asterias rubens (European starfish), 2551 nucleotides. Its product is annotated as mandelamide hydrolase-like. Lineage: Eukaryota; Metazoa; Echinodermata; Asteroidea; Forcipulatida; Asteriidae. Bases 230 to 1591 code for a protein of 453 amino acids. Gene Ontology annotation, molecular function: catalytic activity. The record is from RefSeq and is a predicted model, not a curated record. The transcript has 2 exons.